This is a messenger RNA of Brassica napus (rape), 1245 nucleotides long. Its product is annotated as dof zinc finger protein DOF5.3. Gene Ontology annotation, biological process: regulation of DNA-templated transcription. The transcript is spliced from 2 exons. Gene Ontology annotation, molecular function: DNA-binding transcription factor activity; DNA binding. Bases 50 to 979 code for a protein of 309 amino acids. The record is from RefSeq and is a predicted model, not a curated record. NCBI's taxonomy places the organism in Eukaryota, Viridiplantae, Streptophyta, Magnoliopsida, Brassicales, Brassicaceae.
UAACAAUAUAAAAUUAUACAAAUAGUUUUGGAUCGAGGCCACGACAAUUAUGUGCCUCUCUCCUCCCACAUUCCCAUCUAUAUAUACAUAUGCUUGGCUUUUCCUUUUGUUCCACUUUUAUACUCAUAUCCAUCUCUCUAAUCUCAAUAAACAGUCUCCAUCUCUCCUACACAUAAACAACUCACACUCAUCUAAUAAUCUUCCAGGAGCUUCUCUUAUGGAUCAUUUGCUACAGCAACAGGAUGUUUUUGGGAAUUAUAACAAAGCAAGAGAAGCCAUGGGAGUAACCUGUUUGUCAAACCCAACACAAUUAGACCAAAAUGAGAAAAAACCUUCUCCGGAAACUGGGGCGGCGAGGCCACAGCCACCGGAGCUAGCCGUGAGAUGUCCACGUUGCGACUCAACGAACACAAAGUUUUGCUACUACAACAACUACAGCCUCUCUCAGCCUCGCUACUUCUGCAAAUCAUGUAGGAGAUACUGGACCAAAGGCGGAACCCUAAGGAACAUUCCCGUCGGAGGCGGCUGCCGGAAGAACAAACGGUCGGCGACAAGAAGCCUUAGAACCACCCCGGAACCAGCGUCCCACGACGGCAAAGCGUUCUCGGCCGCGAGUUUCGGUGGAUACAGUAACAAUGACCACAUUGAUCUCAGCUUAGCCUUUGCAUUGCUGAACAAGCAACCUCCGGGGAGUUCUUCGCAGCUAGGGUUCGGUAGCUCUCAUCAGUCUGACAUGGAGAGUGUGUUUGGAACAGGCCAGCAAAAGGGGAACGCUGGUUAUGCGUUUGAAAACGGGUGCAGCGGUUUGGAUAUGGCCAUGAGUGAUCCAAACAAAGUCUUAUGGGGAUUUCCUUGGCAGGUGAAUGGAGAGAGAUUUGGGAUGAUGAACAUGGGAGGAGGCGGUCAUGUAGAUCAGCUUGAUUCAGGGAGAGAAAUUUGGACCAAUAUGAACUAUAUUAAUUCUGGUGCUUUGAUGUAGUUCAACUUAAAACUCCAAUUUUAUUUGGGGUUUAAUUUAGGGUUUGAGUUCCUUAUAGUUAUUGGGAGAAAAUAUGGGGGAUAUCAUUAUAUGGUUAUGGAAAUAUAGAUAUAUUAGGGCUCUUUCAAAGAGUUUGAAACUUGCAAUAUGGGGGUGGGGAGGUUGGGGUGGUUUUAUUUCUGUUUCUCAUAUAAAUUGUUGCCUUUCUUUCUUUUGUAUGUUCAGUAUUUCACUCCUAUGUUUUAUUGAAGACAGUUCCUUUGUUU